Molecule: messenger RNA, 4679 nt
Organism: Pogona vitticeps (central bearded dragon)
Lineage: Eukaryota; Metazoa; Chordata; Lepidosauria; Squamata; Agamidae
Source: RefSeq, a predicted model, not a curated record
UUCAAUGGAGCUUCCAUGGAAGAGAUGUCUGGCGAGACGGUGGUCAGCACGGCGGUCCCGGCAGCCGCGACCCGCACCACCUCCUUCAAAGGCGCCAGCCCCAGCUCCAAGUACGUGAAGCUGAACAUCGGCGGGGCCCUCUACUACACCACCAUGCAGACCCUGACCAAGCAGGACACCAUGCUCAAGGCCAUGUUCAGCGGCCGGAUGGAGGUCCUCACCGACAGUGAAGGGUGGAUCCUGAUCGACCGAUGCGGGAAGCAUUUUGGGACCAUCCUGAACUACCUGCGCGAUGGAGCCGUCCCUCUUCCGGAGAGCCGGAGGGAAAUCGAAGAGCUGCUGGCUGAGGCCAAGUAUUACCUCGUCCAAGGUCUGGUGGACGAGUGCCAGGCGGCCUUACAGCAGAAUAAAGAGGUCUACGAGCCCUUCUGCAAGGUGCCCAUCAUCACGUCCUCCAAGGAAGAGCAAAAGCUUAUCGCCACGUCGAACAAGCCGGCCGUGAAGCUCCUGUACAACAGAAGCAACAAUAAGUACUCCUACACGAGCAAUUCGGACGACAACAUGCUGAAGAACAUCGAACUGUUUGACAAGCUCUCCCUGCGGUUCAACGGCCGCGUCCUCUUCAUCAAGGACGUGAUUGGGGACGAGAUCUGCUGCUGGUCGUUCUACGGACAGGGGCGCAAAAUCGCCGAGGUCUGCUGCACGUCUAUCGUCUACGCCACCGAGAAGAAACAGACCAAGGUUGAAUUCCCCGAAGCCCGGAUCUACGAGGAGACGCUGAACAUCCUGCUUUACGAAGCCCAGGACGGGCGAGGCCCCGACAACGCCCUGCUGGAAGCGACCGGCGGGGCGGCCGGCCGCUCCCACCACCUGGACGAGGACGAAGAGCGGGAGCGCAUCGAGCGGGUCCGCAGGAUCCACAUCAAGCGCCCCGACGACCGCGCUCACCUCCACCAGUGAAGCUGGGAGGGCUCCACCUCCCGCCUGCGAAACCUCCGUCCGGACGCACUCCCGCCUGCUACCAGGCCCCUGACUUAUAUUCCAGUGAGGUCUACGGACUGUCCUUUUUUAAAAAAAGAAAGUGAAUUAGGUUAUUUUGGGUAUUUAACAAAAGAAGUUUAAAAAAAAACAACGAAAAUCAGUGAAGGGUCCUGCUUCGGGGGGGGAGACCCGACUGACUCCUCGAGGGAUGUCGUGUGUCUUUGUUUAGAACCCCUUUCUAAUCCAGCUCUCUUGGGGUUAGAGAACGGCCCUCCUCCCGCUAGGCAAAUAUUUAACUCCUGUGUUUUUCAGUGCGUAGAGAAGUUUCUUUUCUUGGAUGGGGUGGGGAUUGGACAUAAAGGUCCUCGAAUCCCGCAGCAACCAAGGUUUGUCCCCUUGCUUGCUGGAGAGGUUCUGGGGAGCCCCGGUCCACCAGAGAGAGACCUCUCCCAACCCCACCUCUGACCCAGGGGACGAUGGCGGCCACCCUCGUUGCCUCGCUCGCAUCCCGGCUUCAGGAAGGAGCUUGCCUUCACGACCAGCUGGUUGCGUUUCCUUCGGAACAUCAUCAUAUGUGAGAUGAGUUGUAUUUCCAGUCACGUGUUUGUUUCUCGGUGGUCGUGUUGGAAGAGGGGUGGGAACACAAAGGGCUUCCUCUCAGCCUCUGUCUGAGUAGAUCUUGUUUUUAUAAAGAGCCUUUUGGCGGCUGGGGCUGGACCAGAAUCCCUGGGUAAAGCUUACGCACAAGGAGCUACGGAGAGACCUAGAUUCCCCCAUCCCUUUUUAGUGGGUAGGAGAGAAAGAGUUCUUCCGAACUACCGGGGAAUAUUUAGCACCGUGUUGCCUUACCUUUCCUCCCCCCCCAUCCCAAAUUAAUCAUUGUCCACUCCGUCACCCUGUUUGCCCCCUCCUUUUAAGCCGGCUUGCCCUUCUCGAUGGCCAGGGCCUCUAUCCCUGAGCCAGGGUGUCCAUUCCAUGACAGCACGGGUGUAGGUUAAUGGAGGAGCUGCGCCUGGCUGUGGGUCCCCUUUUGAAAGGUAGUGGGGGGGGAAUCUCGCACUAGGAGGGGCAACCUUCCAUCUACGGCUUCCUCCUCUUCCCUGCUCAUUGCAACAGGCCCACACCUCUUGGGAGGGCAGUGGGUGAUUUAUUUAAUUUUUUGGACUGAAACUUGCAGAAUCUUGGCUGGGAGAUGGUAGGGAUUUUAUUCUGACGUUAGUUUUUCCACUCUGCCGGUCAAACGGGGCUUGUCAGCGACAGAAUCUCUGGGCAUUUGGAAGCAAGGGACAAGAUGCCUGUCCCAUGAGAUAUUUGGGGAGGGGGGGGGCUUUUGCAGGAGACGCCACCGCCCCUUCUCUCCUCCCUCUUCCAAAUUCAUCCGCGCAGACCAAGAGCCUCCAUCUGGCGAGCCACGAGGUGUGGAAGAGGGGGAGGUAGGCUGUGAUAUCAGUGAGGGUCGUGCCCAGAUAUGACUUUUGCUGGGUGGAGAGAGAGGCCCUCUUUUGCUCCAUCUCCUGAUGGACCUCUGCUCCAUCUCAUCUGGUUGGAGCUGCUUGAGGGGUCUGUGUAGCAGGAAAGCCGGGUCACCCAAAGAUUCAGCAGUAAGUUUGUCUGAGUAAGGAUCCUGGCAAGGAGAAACACAACAGGUUUUGCAGUGUCUUGUGUUUGAGACGCCACAGUAAACUGGUUCCCUUUGUGUUUUGCAGCCUCCCUUCCACUCACAAGCCGGUCUAGCAGUGGCCUCUCCCUUAAGGAAACAAUAUUGUCCGUUCAUUGUUUCGUGCGUCUUACUCAUGCUCUUUUUGAGCCUCACGAGGGGUGAAGGAUGCCCAGAAAAGCAGCUGGCAAGCUACAAAACAGAACAGCCGCCUGUUGGUGGCGUUUGGCGAAGGCUUUAUUCUGCAUAAGUUUCUCCUUUGCUGUUUGUUGUUCAAAAACUGUCUCUGAUUUUGACGGUUUUUCAAAACCGUCUCUGAUAUUUGAGGACCAGCCAUAAAAUCUGCUCUGUAUUUUGGCAGCCUUGAUCCAUGACGGCUGCUCUUGAUUGUAAACGGUGAAUGGAGGAGCGAUACACAUCUCUGUUUCACCAGGACUUUGAGAAUCCUCUUGAUAAGUUUAGUAAGUUCGCUUCUUUAUUCCUCUUGUUACGUUUUAUGUACGAUUCCCUACUGAUAGCACUGAGAGGCAUGUCUUGAGGUGGGCAGGAAAGAACGAAGCGGGUGGGUGUCGGGGUCCCGUUUUGGGGCUCAGCACGAGGGAAAGGAAUAGCAUGACCCCAGGGGUCAAGGGAGCAGAGAGCCAGUUCUGAAGGGACCAUCACCACCUCCUCCUUUUGCAAUAAACUUGGCCCUUAGGCCGCCCCCUCUGGGAACUCUGAUUUCGGGAAGAAACUGUCUCCGCCUUUUCAGCCGCCAUCUUCCCUGCCUGCCUCUUCCUUCCCUACAGCCGCGCUGCCGAGAAGGUGCGGCGGUUUUCGCACCCGGCGCUCAGGGGAAAGGGUGGCGGCCCCGCCGGCUUCCUCUUCCUUUGAAAGGCGCUUCCGGAGAGAGGAGUCGCCCCUCGCGAAUGUUUGCAGGAACUGAGGAGGCACCGAAGGAAAGUUAAUCUCCUCAGCAGCGGAGGAGGAGGGCGAGGGAGGUCAGCGAAGGAGAAAAAGCAAGGAGAGGGACGGAUCCUGCCAGGUCCUGCCUCUGCCAGCGAGGAAGGGAGGGUGUGUUUUUUUAACACACCGUGGAAUGAAGGGGACGCUGCCAGGGUCGCUUGUAAUCAGCUGAAGUUGUCAGGGUUGCCGGAGCUGUGCAGGCAAGCGGGGGGGGGGACCUUGUUCCUUUCGCUCCCCUCCCAAGGACAAAUUCAUUCCCAUGGUUGCACGUUGGGGGCCACAAUCCAAGCUUGCACUCCACGCCUACCUGACACCAAACGGCAUCUCCCAGAAUCCCCUUGCUGCUUUGCUUUUUCUUUUCUUUUCAGUUCACAGCCUAACACAGCAGAGCGCCUUUGAAUCCUCCCUGGUUCUGGAUUUCCUAGCUGCUCGUGGGUGUGGGGGUCCUCAGUAAACCGGAUAACGGGAUGUUCAGGCAACUCUGAACCUAUGGCUGCAAACUGGGGAGAAGCCAGUGUGCCAAGCUUGGCCCCCGGCCUUCCUUGCCUCUGACCGGGGCUGCUGGGCUUUGUAGUCCAGAGGGCAACACUGUGCCCACCUGUGCUGUAGUGUCCGAACAAGAUGUGACGGGGAGAAAACCAGACCUGAUUCCUCAGGUCCAGUUAAGGUCGCUCCCGUGGGCAUUAGUCCUUCUCUCCCUCUGUCUGCUAGGAAGCUUUUUUUGAGAGAUUCAAGAGGGCCACCUAGUUCACGUUGGAAUGUUAGCCAGGCAGAACUAUAAAGCAAAAAAGAAAAACAAACCGGGGGGCUUAUGGACUGCCCCCCAAGUGCUUAAAGCACUUUCAGGGGCAGCUUACAAGUGCACGAGGCAGGCGCCCCAUUGCAUGUAAGAGCUGUGCCCUCCUCCUGAAAGUAACUGUUGCCGGCUUUACCCUUGAGGUGCCCCAUUCCAUCUGUGCAGGGUGAACCAGGACGCUCAUUCCGUGCCGUACUGGCUUCCCUUUUCCUCCUGUAGCUGGUUUCCCACGUCCAUUUAUGUGUUGAUGUAUUUUACACGGUUUGGAACAAUAUGCAAAAUAAAUAAGCAACGCUGGCU